AUGGCCCUGUCACAGCUCGUUCUGGUGCUCGUAUUGGGCUGCACAGCUCUCACGGCGGCCCAGAGCUACAAGGAGCUCAAGUUGCAGUUCGUGGAGCUUGGGGCGCCAAGCACCCAGGGGGACGACGGCACUGGCUUUGGAAACACGCAGUUCUUCAGGAACCCGAUUGCUGACUACAACACGGACGCAAUCCUUGGAUACAAUUCGGGCUUCUGCGGCUCGCUGAAGGACACACCAAGCGCUAUCUCAGUUGUUGGUGGGAGUGGCAUCUACUCCGGUGCGACCGGCGUCUGCCAAUUCAGCACUUUGAGCAACGAUGGGGCGAACAACAACGUUUUCGCUUACAACUGCGAGUUCUUCGUUGUUUCUACGCCUCUCAGCCCGGCAACUCUGGGCCCCAGAGUUGGAGUGGCCCCGGUCAACGGUGUCUGCAAUCCAGGCUCCAGUAACCCCAACCAGUGCUUUGCUGCUGACGGCAUGUCCUCUAUCUGCUGCCCUGGCAACUGCCCCGGUUCGCCCACCAAUACUGCGGCCUGCGCUUAAUCGUGUAGUUUUGACAGGGUGAGAACAUGACUGGUCAACAGUCAGCAAAUGAAC
Molecule: messenger RNA, 597 nt
Organism: Klebsormidium nitens
Lineage: Eukaryota; Viridiplantae; Streptophyta; Klebsormidiophyceae; Klebsormidiales; Klebsormidiaceae
Source: the annotation of a GenBank genome assembly